CCACAGCUGGCAACAUCUCCCCCUCUCGUCUGCUCUGCUCUGCCGGCUCUGUGGAGAUACCACCAGCACACUGGAUAACUUUGCUCCCCUGAUCAUGUGCAGAGGACUAGAUGCACUGCCCCUCACCUGUCUUGAAAGGGCGAAGCAACUGAGAGCUCUGUUCAGUGGGUUGAGGCUCAGGCAGGACCACACCGGCAUCAUGGGACACUCGAACAAAGCCAACACGCAAAGGUUGAACAGGAACGAGCCCUUGAAUUGGAGCCGGUCCUUCGAGGACCUUCUGUCCAGCCCAAAUGGACUGUGUUUGUUCAGAGCCUUCCUGCACUCUGAGUUCAGUGAGGAGAAUAUAGCUUUCUACCUGGCCUGUGAGGACUACCGAGCCACCAACACCUCCCAGCUGCCGGCUAAGGCCCAGAAGAUCUACCAGGAGUUCAUCAGCGCUGACGCACCCAGAGAGGUGAACCUGGACCACGCGACCAAGGCGCUGACCCGUGACGGGCUGGGGCAGGCGGGACCCGCCACCUUCGACCUGGCCCAGGCCAAGAUCCACGGCCUGAUGCAGAGGGACUCCUACCCCCGCUUCCUCAAGAGCCCCGCCUACCUGGAGCUGGUCGGGACCGCCAAGACCCGCUAAACAGACCGCCACUCAAACAGCUGCAACCGAUCAAACUGAAGCCCUGCCACAGCCGGCUGGGGGCCCACCGGCUCGGGGCCCGCCAGCCGGCCCUCGGCCUACCCCGGCAGCCACGAGACGCAGGGGGGCCCUCGUCUCAGGGGGGCCCUCGUCUCAGGGGGGCCCUCGACUCAGGGGGGCCCUCGUCUCAGGGGGGCCCUCGUCUCAGGGGGGCCCUCGUCUCAGAGGGGCCCUCGUCUCAGAGGGGCCCUAGUCUCAGGGGGGCCCUCGUCUCAGGGGGCCCUCGUCUCAGGGGGGCCCUCGUCUCAGGGGGGCCCUCGUCUCAGGGGGGCCCUCGUCUCAGGGGGGCCCUCGUCUCAGAGGGGCCCUCGUCUCAGGGGGGCCCUCGUCUCAGAGGGGCCCUCGUCUCAGAGGGGCCCUAGUCUCAGGGGGGCCCUCGUCUCAGGGGGGCCCUCGUCUCAGGGGGGCCCUCGUCUCAGGGGGGCCCUCGUCUCAGGGGGGCCCUCGUCUCAGAGGGGCCCCCACUCAUCCAGGAAGGGGGGCUGAUGGACGGGGGGCACAUGAGACUCUAGACCUCUGGAGGAAGCGGCGUUCCAGAACGACGUUACCACUGAACUGAUUUAUUUAUUGCGUGUUCAGUGAACUCAUUGGAUGUGAGCCGCGUGUGUGAAGGGCUGAGGACCAAAGCCACCUCAGUGGAAGCGAAGCGUAGGCCCAGUGUACUAUUGGAUGAUUUACCACUGAACUGAUUUAUUUAUUAAAGUAUACAGUGAACUCAUUGAUAUGAGUUCACUGUAUACUAUAUGAAGGAUUGUUUGCGAUUGCCAGUUCAGCUCAACUAAAGCUUUUACCAGAUUCUGGAAUGAUUAACAACUGAAUGUAUUUAUUGAACUGUACAACGAGCAGAAUGUCAAAUUAAAGCUUUUACCGUUAGAAGCACUACCUUUUUAAAAGGAAUAUUUAUUAUUUGUUAUUAUUUCUUAAUAUUAUUAUAUUUAUAGAUUAUUAAAUAUAUAUUUUUACAACACUAUUUAAAUGUUUGCUGUUUCAAAUGAAAAUAAUGUUUAUCACUAUUUGAUAUUUUUUUACUCGAAAUG
Gadus chalcogrammus (walleye pollock) is the source of this 1731-nucleotide messenger RNA. Its product is annotated as regulator of G-protein signaling 5-like. Lineage: Eukaryota; Metazoa; Chordata; Actinopteri; Gadiformes; Gadidae. Bases 95 to 634 code for a protein of 179 amino acids. The transcript is spliced from 5 exons. The record is from RefSeq and is a predicted model, not a curated record.